AUGAAGAAUAACAAUCUAUAUUAUAAUAAUAAUAGUAAUGAAAACAUUAACAAUGAUGUUGAUGAUUAUAAUGAUGUCGAUGCUAACAACUACUACGACAACAAUUAUAGUAAUAAUAAAUCUUUUAUUUCAAUAGAUUUAUCGCAACAGGCUACAACAAAUAUGACUACAAUGUCUUCACCAUUAUUUCGUUUAUCUUCUUCACCUCUUUCUAUUUUAUCAAUAGAAGAAGAAAUACAACAAUCUAAUUAUUUUCCCAUUCCAAUAAAAACUUCCCUAAUUUCAAAUUUUUAUGAUUUUCCAUUGGGAACUUAUAACACAAUCUCCUCAUUAACAGAUUAUAUCAUGACAUAUGAAAAACAACGAUUGUAUCAAUUAAAUCAAAAUCAACAAUUAAACGAAAGGAACAUUAAUAAUACAAAUGGUAAUUAA
Molecule: messenger RNA, 432 nt
Organism: Entrophospora candida
Lineage: Eukaryota; Fungi; Glomeromycota; Glomeromycetes; Entrophosporales; Entrophosporaceae
Source: the annotation of a GenBank genome assembly